Rotaria sp. Silwood2 is the source of this 654-nucleotide messenger RNA. The record is from the annotation of a GenBank genome assembly. NCBI's taxonomy places the organism in Eukaryota, Metazoa, Rotifera, Eurotatoria, Philodinida, Philodinidae.
AUGAUGACUAAUGCCACUAGUUCUCGACAGGGACAAAUUUUUGAUGAUUGUUCACAUCCUGAUAUUAACUUAUACUUUGCGUCACAAGAUGAUGUAGAAAACUUAUGCAAGGUAAUUGAUUGGGCAUAUAGGGGUAAACCUUCAACAUCGUCACCUGGAGAAAGAUACUCUGGUUGGAUCAGUGAACAAGAUUUAUUGGUAGGUGCACGAAUUACAUCCGAAGAACUUCAGGACUUAAUUAAUGAUGAGCAACAUAGUGUCCUUCUUGUCGCGAAGCUUAAGACAGCUUCAGAACCAAAGAUCAUUGGUUGUUGCAAAAUUAGUAUGCAUGACAAAAAUCUACAGAUUGGUGACGAAGAAAAACAGGAUGUAGCUGUUGAAUUAGGUCUCAGCGCUGUAGAUCCUGAUUAUCAGAGUCGUGGUAUUGGUACACUAUUAUACAAUGGAGCAAAACGAGUUGCAAAAGAGUAUUUCAAUGCACAACGGAUUUAUUCUUACAUAAUAUACAGCAAACGGAAUCAAAUUGAAUGGCGUUUACGACAGGGUUUUAUUGAUACUGGACGAUUCGCUACUUUUCCAUUUGGAGAAAGAUUCCAAGCAAAAGUAGAUCCGAAUGAAAUUAAAUUUUCUGUUUUAACACAACGCUUACAAUAG